Theobroma umbraticum is the source of this 1039-nucleotide messenger RNA. Lineage: Eukaryota; Viridiplantae; Streptophyta; Magnoliopsida; Malvales; Malvaceae. The record is from RefSeq and is a predicted model, not a curated record.
GUUUUCAUGGCCUAGGGGUUAGUUCUGUGAUUAAUUAAUUAGAAAAACAAAACAAUAUAUAUAUGAUCAAAAGAGAGAUUGCACCAUGUAAGAAAGAGAAUAAAUCCUCCUCCACCCUCCUCCACUCUUUUCCAUCAUCCCUCCAGCACCAACUUUCUUCUCCAAGCAAAAGAUUUCUCUAGCCAAAACGCACCCCAUGAACCCUAAUCUUGCUACUUGUUACAAUAAUCUAAACAAAGAAGAAAUCUCCAAGCUUGAGUCCAUCAUCCAAACCUACCAUAUGUUUCCUCCAUCCUCAAACACAUGCACAUCUUUGAUAACACAACGUAUAAACGCUCCCUUAAGCUUCAUAUGGCCAUUUGUACGCGAUUUCGAAAACCCUAACAAGUACAAGCACUUCAUUAAGAGUUGCACAAUGAAAGGAGAUGGGGGAGUUGGAAGCAUGAGAGAUGUCACAGUUAUAUCAGGCUUGCCGGCGUCGACAAGCACCGAAAUACUAGAGGUAUUAGACGAUGAUGACCAUGUUUUGGGCUUUAGGGUUGUGGGUGGAGAUCAUAGGCUGAAUAACUACAGGGCAGUGACAUCGGUUAAUGAGUUUGACCAAGGAGGGAAGGCUUACAGCAUGGUUUUGGAGUCUUAUACGGUGGAUAUACCCCAAGGGAACACUGAAGAGGACACUAAGAUGUUUGUGGAUACUGUUGUGAAGUUGAACUUGCAAAAGCUUGCAGACGUCGCCAUGGCAGCUUUACGAGGGCAUGAAACAAAGGUUGUUUGAGCCAGCAGCUGUGUCAGUGGAGAUGAUGAUAGUGAUGAAAUUCGAAUAAUGCAUGUGGUAUUAUUGAUAAUGAAAAUUUUCUAUAAAACAACUAUGCUAUUGAGAAUUUUACUACAGAUCUCAUCCUUCUUUUCUCUCGUCCCUUCUUUUAAUUUAUGUCUGUGAAUUAGUUUUCAUCUAUAAUCAUCAAAAAAACAAAGGAAAAAUAUGAAAAAUUUCUAUAUAUGUGAAAUUAAUGUGUAGUAUUGUACUCCACAGAUUGGG